AUGCGAGCAUUCACCGGGGAGUGUUCUGUUUGCCCGAGUUUAAUUCUUAACCUUGAAAUAAAGGUCACUCUCCUCUCCUGCCUCGUGGACACCGAGCUCUCCUUCCUGGACUACAUCCGCGGCGGGACUCAGAUUAAUUUCACGGUGGCCAUUGAUUUCACGGCAUCGAAUGGCAACCCGUCCCAGCCCACCUCGCUCCACUACAUGAGCCCGUACCAGCUCAACGACUACGCCAUGGCGCUGCGGGCCGUCGGAGAGAUCAUCCAGGACUACGACAGCGACAAGAUGUUUCCUGCGCUGGGCUUCGGAGCAAAGCUUCCUCCAGACGGACGGGUCUCCCACGAGUUUGCCCUG
This is a messenger RNA of Notothenia coriiceps (black rockcod), 354 nucleotides long. Its product is annotated as copine-8-like. Gene Ontology annotation, cellular component: plasma membrane. The annotation marks the transcript as partial. The record is from RefSeq and is a predicted model, not a curated record. The transcript is spliced from 5 exons. NCBI's taxonomy places the organism in Eukaryota, Metazoa, Chordata, Actinopteri, Perciformes, Nototheniidae. Gene Ontology annotation, molecular function: calcium-dependent phospholipid binding. Gene Ontology annotation, biological process: cellular response to calcium ion.